Messenger RNA from Tetranychus urticae (two-spotted spider mite), 2694 nucleotides. RefSeq names its product dopamine receptor 1. Gene Ontology annotation, molecular function: octopamine receptor activity. Gene Ontology annotation, biological process: adenylate cyclase-activating adrenergic receptor signaling pathway; positive regulation of MAPK cascade. Lineage: Eukaryota; Metazoa; Arthropoda; Arachnida; Trombidiformes; Tetranychidae. The record is from RefSeq and is a predicted model, not a curated record. Gene Ontology annotation, cellular component: plasma membrane.
AAGGGACAAAAAGUAAUCAAAGUGAAGAUGAGUGAGUUUGGAUGAAAAGAAGAGAGAGAGCAACAGUUUAUUCUUCCAUUAUAACUGUUUAACGUUCACUUUACUUCGUGUUCAUCAGUUGUUCAUGAUAACUUUUCCAUGUAGUUUUUAAAUCGGUGCCAAUCAUGAAUUUACUGUGUAAACUCCUCUAUUAAUCUGCUUUUAUUUCAAUUACAACCCAAACCGUUGAAAUUUUUAAACCUGGGUAAAGAUAAUGUUACCCUUUCAUGUUAUCUUUGAUCAUCGUUGUUAUCUUUUGGCAAUUAUUUUCCCGGUUCUUUUGACUUCUUGUUAAGAUAAUGUGAUGCUUUUUCCACCAUUACCAGUUAAAUGUUGCUACAAAAUUCUAGUCUUUUUCCCCAUGCUUUUCGUGUCUUUUGGUUACUUUGUGAAUUUUGUAUAAUGUGAAAUGCUCAGUUCCCAGCAUCUAGUGAUCUAACCAUCUAGAUUCAACCUUUUAACUCAACAUUGGUUGAAGAUCAAAUCCAUUAAACUUUCCAUCUUGCUCGUUAUGAAUACUAGCUUUACCAAUUAUACUUUGUAUCAACCUGAUAGCAAUAACCCUUUAACCCUUGUUGAAGAUGAGCCUGACUUGGGUAUUCACUAUGAAACUUCAUCAAAUGGUCGACAUCAACCUUAUGCUCAAGACUGUAACAAUGGAUUUACCGCAAUGUUGACAAAGUACGCCGUUAAUUCAACCCUGAUCAUCAUCAUUUUAGCCUCUGUUUUUGGUAACGUUUUAGUUUGCAUUGCAAUUUACACGGAUCGUCGUCUACGAAAGCUUUCCAACCUAUUUCUAGUUUCCCUUGCUCUUGCUGACCUUUUUGUUGGAUCUCUUGUAAUGACACUUGAAUUGACAAACAAUCUGAUGGGCCACUGGAUAUUUGGUCAAAGGGCAUGUGAAAUUUGGAUAUCAUUUGACAUCAUGUGUUGUACAGCGUCCAUACUCAACCUUUGUGCAAUAUCAUUAGACCGUUUCCUUCAUAUUAAGGAUCCUCUCAGAUACAAUCAAUGGAUGACUAAAAGAGUUGUUCUUGCCUCUAUCGGCCUGAUUUGGCUUCUUUCAGGUCUAAUCUCAUUUGUACCAGUUAGUUUAGGCUGGCAUAAACCGUCCGAUUCUCUUGAUAAUUUAAACAUUGAAACAUUCUCAUCAUUGCCUCCACCACCAUCAUCAUCAUUGUCACCUUUAUCAUCACUCCAACAGCAUAAAAUGUUAUUAACAACAACCACUCCAUCAAUAGUGUUGAAACCUUCAUCGACUGUAAAUGAAACUCAACAGUUGUUACCUGAUGAAUAUCAAUGUGCUCUUGAUUUGACUCCAUUGUACGCUCUGGUCAGCUCAACAAUUAGUUUUUACCUUCCCUGUUUAAUAAUGAUAGCCUUAUACACGCGACUUUACCUUUACGCCCGUAAACAUGUUCAACAUAUACGCUCAAUGGCAAAGCCUCUUCACUUUGAUCCAGGCGAUCGUAGUUCGGGUUCAUCUUCCGCCCGAUCAUCUUCCCAUCACUCUCACAAUUCAGUCAUGGAUCACAAAGCAGCCAUUACCUUAGGUGUCAUCAUGGGCGUCUUCCUGAUUUGCUGGGUUCCCUUUUUUUGUAUGAACAUUAUCGCAGCUUUCUGUAAGACUUGCAUACCAGAGUUACUUUUCAGAGUUAUUACCUGGCUGGGUUGGUUCAAUUCAGCUCUUAAUCCAGUCAUUUACAGUAUAUUCAACACUGAAUUUCGUGAAGCGUUUAGAAAAAUUUUGCUAACUGUUCGUGAUAAUGACUGGUGUCGAUCCUUGUGUAAAAAAAGUGAUUUGUCAACCAGACAUGACAAUGGUCACUCAACAGGACGUUACCUGUCAAGUCACCCUCGGAUGGACAAUUCUGAUAUGCCCACAACCGGAGCCUAUGGUGUAAAAAUGAUGUCCUCAGGUUUCCAAGGUUCAUCCAAGUGUGCUGCAUUGUUAACCUGCAAGUCGGUUGAAGUAUCUUCAAAAGUCAAGGCCUACAUGGACAUAAUACCAAUAAAGGACAAUAUUGAAAUUAUCUGUGAUUCAUCAACCGGAAAAAUAAGCGCAAUCUAAGCAAUACAUAAGACUGAAGCUGGACUCAGCAAAAGACCAUAAAAUUCUUAAAACGGGAAUCAACAGAAAAAAAAGAGAGAAAUGGUUCUGUUAAUCAAGCGAUCUCAAAUGAAUCCAUCAUUUUUCAUGUAAAGAACAAAAAAAAGACAUUAAGUCAAACUCAUGAAUGAAAGUCAAAUAUUGAGUGAAACUUAUUUGUACUGUAACGUCUACUGUUUAACCAAACAAAUUGGUUUCAGUUGAUUAAGUUUUUUGGCUGCCAAUCCUCAAUGAUUAUACAUAACUCACCUGAUCACUUGGUUGCAACUUGGCGCAAAUCGUUGACGUUGGUUUGAUGAAUCUCAAUGUUGGUUCUCGAUGAGAAUUGAUUGAACAAGGAAUUUGUAAAUCGACCAAAGAUGACUGGCAACUCGAAAGAAAAUGAUUCAAUCUUUUCUUUUACAUCGUUCUGCAAACAAUAAAAGAGUUUAUAAAGUGCGCUUAAUGUAUUUUUUGGGUGCAUUUCAAAUGAUGAUACCAAAUGAAAACUCUGUUACAUUUUAUUAGCAUCCAUUAAGCAGCAAAUAAAUUAAAUGCCAAUUGAA